Messenger RNA from Lineus longissimus, 2087 nucleotides. RefSeq names its product bifunctional polynucleotide phosphatase/kinase-like. The coding region runs from base 1 to 1653 and encodes 550 amino acids. The record is from RefSeq and is a predicted model, not a curated record. Gene Ontology annotation, biological process: DNA repair. The transcript has 15 exons. Lineage: Eukaryota; Metazoa; Nemertea; Pilidiophora; Heteronemertea; Lineidae. Gene Ontology annotation, molecular function: ATP-dependent polydeoxyribonucleotide 5'-hydroxyl-kinase activity; double-stranded DNA binding; polynucleotide 3'-phosphatase activity.
AUGGCGUUGUCAAAUCAUCGAUUGAACAACACAAUUCAUGUGACAGGGAAUGAAAAGUUAUGUAUUCUGAGUGGCCAGUAUCCUCAUAAGGUCAUUUUCAAGCUGAAAGAGAAAGAAGCAUCUCAAUCGAAGAGUUCAUCAAAUACUAAUACAACUUUGAGUAACUCAAAAGAGUCCGGGAAGAUAUCGGACUUCUUUGGAGGAAAAUCUAACAUUCAGAAAGGAAAUCUGAAAAGGAAACACAGUGAGACUGAGCAAGUUGGUGCUGGAAAGAGGCUGAAGUCUGAGUCUAAUGUUCAAGGAGGCAAUCUCAAGAGGAAAAACUGUGAGAAUGGAAAGGGUUGUGCAGAUGAAGCAUCAGACUCUGAGGAUGAGAAACAUAAGGCUUAUGUAGAGGAGCAGUUGAAGCUGAUGCAGGCCAUGGCUCAAGCUGAUCCUCCUGACACUCUAAGAGAAUCAAAGGCAACAAAAAGUUCAACUGAUUCUGAGAAAGUGAGAGGAGAACCGUGUAGAGAGGCUAAUUGGGUUUCUCAUGACAACAAGUUACUUAUGCACACUAGCAGAGGUGUCCAAGCAUCCUCCAAGAUUGCUGGUUUUGACAUGGAUGGGACAAUCAUCUGUACUCAGUCAGGGAGAACGUUUCCAACGGAUAUCAACGAUUGGAAAAUAAUGUACUUUGAAGCCUAUAAGAAGCUGAAGAAACUCAUUGAAGAUGGUUUCAAGGUAGUCUUCUUUACAAACCAGCUUGGAAUUGGACGGGGUAAACAAAAUGAAGCCGACUUCAAGAAGAAAGUGGAGAAAGUCAUUGCAAAGGUUGACAUUCCUGUACAAGUGAUUAUAGCCAAAUAUGCUGAUAUCUACAGGAAACCAGCUCCAGGCAUGUGGAACUAUCUUGUUGAGAGGGCAAAUGAUGGCAUCCCAAUCGAUAUGGAAAAAAGUCUGUUCGUUGGUGAUGCUGCUGGCAGGCCGGUUAACUGGACUCCCAAGAAAAAGAAAGAUUUCUCCUGCAGUGACAGGCUUUUUGCAUUGAAUCUCGGCCUCACUUUCUACACGCCGGAGGAAUACUUCCUUAAGUACAACAGAGCGCCUUUCAACAUGCCAGAAUUUGACCCGCGUAAACUUUCUUCUGAUGCCUCAUUGACAUCAUCAGGUUCACCCAUAUCAGUCAGCCAUCAAGAGGUGAUUGUGAACGUGGGCUGCCCUGCUUCUGGGAAAAGUUUCUUCUCCAAACAGUACCUCACACCAAAGGGCUAUGUCCAGAUCAGCAGGGAUCAGUUGGGCAACUGGCAGAAGUGCGUAGCUAAGUGUAAACAGGUGUUGUCAGGUGGAUCUAGUGUGGUGAUUGACAACACUAACCCGGACCCUGAAUCCCGAUCAAGAUAUACUGCGGUGGCCAAUGAGAUGAAGAUACCAUGCCGCUGUUUCCUGUUCACAACAACACAUUCCCAUUGUCGGCAUAAUGAAAAGUUCCGUGAGAUGACCGACUCCAGCCACCAGAAGAUCAAUGAUAUGGUCAUGAACAGCUACAAGUCAAGGUAUACCGAACCAAGUCCUUCAGAAGGUUUCACAGAAAUUGUCAAAGUAAACUUUGUUCCAAAAUUCAAGGACAAGAAACUCGACCAUUUAUAUAGACAUUUUCUGCUUGAAAAAUGAAUUCUGUGUUAAAGUGCCUUCAUAAUGAUAUGUUGUGGUCACAGAUUGUGGAAGAAAAUCUCAUUUAUGUUGAAUGUCCUGUAUUGUUGAAAAUAUUACUGCCAAUUGAAAUAAACUUUCUCAGUAUCAUACAAUGUGAUUAUUGAGUCUUUUGUAAUGUUGUCCUCCGUGUGGUGUCAUGGACUGCCAGUCUGUGGAACUUGCCUGGGGGUGCAAGCAGUCUUGACAUUGUGUCCUCUUCACUGUGUCAUGAAAUGGUCCUCAAUGUAUGAUGACAAAGAUAAGUUUUGACAUUGUCCUCUUCACUGUGUGUGAAAUGGUCCUCGGUAUGAUCAUAUAGAGAGGUUGUGACAUUGACCUCCUUAUAACUAUGUUGUGAUGGUCCUCAGUAUAUGAUUAGAUAGAUAGGUUAUGACAUUGACCUUAUAACUGAG